Grus americana (Whooping crane) is the source of this 4059-nucleotide messenger RNA. RefSeq names its product DnaJ heat shock protein family (Hsp40) member C27 (gene DNAJC27). The transcript is spliced from 7 exons. Bases 41 to 757 code for a protein of 238 amino acids. Gene Ontology annotation, molecular function: GTP binding; GTPase activity. The record is from RefSeq and is a predicted model, not a curated record. NCBI's taxonomy places the organism in Eukaryota, Metazoa, Chordata, Aves, Gruiformes, Gruidae.
CCGCCUCAGCCGCGCCCGGCCCGCGCCGCCCCGGUCCGCCAUGGAGGCGAAUCCGCCGAAGCGGAAGGAGACGCGCAAGUCGCUGCGGGUUAAAGUCAUCUCCAUGGGCAACGCGGAGGUGGGCAAGAGCUGCAUUAUAAAGCGUUAUUGUGAGAAGAGGUUUGUUCCCAAAUACCUGGCGACUAUUGGGAUCGACUACGGCGUCACAAAAGUGCAGGUCAGAGACCGAGAGAUCAAGGUGAACAUCUUCGACAUGGCGGGGCACCCGUUCUUCUACGAGGUGAGGAACGAGUUUUACAAGGACACACAGGGCGUCAUCCUGGUCUACGACGUGGGACAAAAGGAGUCUUUUGACGCGCUGGACGCGUGGCUGGCUGAGAUGAAGCAGGAGCUGGGUCCCCACGGGAACAUGGAGAACAUUGUCUUCGUUGUCUGUGCAAACAAGAUCGACUGCACCAAGCACCGCAGCGUGGAUGAAAGUGAGGGGCGGCUCUGGGCAGAGAGCCGCGGCUUUCUUUACUUUGAGACAUCAGCGCAAACAGGAGAAGGAAUCAACGAGAUGUUUCAGACUUUUUACUCUGCCAUCAUUGACCUGUGUGACAACGGCGGGAAGCGUCCCCCCUCCAGCGUGGGGGUCGGCUUCACCAAAGAGCAGGCAGAUGCCAUUCGCAGGAUCCGCAACAGCAAGGACAGCUGGGACAUGCUGGGGGUCAAACCCGGAGCCACAAGGUCUGGAGAAGCUUUUAAGGUGGUGUAAGGCUGCUGCCCACAUUAUCAAAAAGGGAUUGACAUUACAGCUCUUCCACCUGGAAACGGUACUCCCACAAGACAAGCUUUCUGUUGUCGUUCUCAGAGGACCUCUAGCCAGGUGGAAUUGGUCAUUGCCUGUGCAAGAGGUUGGAUAUUGAAUCUCCCAGUUCUGCUGUAUGACUUUGGGCAGCUAAAACGAGCUCCCAGAGCUAUGCCUUGCUUUCUUCUUUCUGAAACACGAGGACUGACCUUGUGUACUCCUUGCAAAGGUGCUGGAGAGUAGAUUUUUGGAUAACAUUUAUCAUCCAGGGCUCAUAGAUCCUCCUGUUGGCUCUCUGAAAUGUAGAUGUUGAGCCUAACCCCUCCUGCAGACCCCUCUCAUCCAUGGGGAGAGAUCAGCGGCUCUGCGUGGCUGUUUGUGCUGUGAUUUCCAGCACGGACGGACUCCCCACGGCCUGCAGCUGGAGCUGAGACGUCUGCCUUGGACCAGACACCCAAGGCUUAAAGGGCUGAAGCGAUGUGCAAUGCCUUCGCCCGGAGCGCGUAGGCGGUUUGAUGCGAAGCUGAGUCAGGGUGCGUGUUACCCCCACGCUGUCUCCCAGCUUUCUGCUCUCGUGGUGCCAGAGGCUCGGCACACCGUGGCACGUGUUGCAGGCACGUGUCUGGUGUGAUGGCAGCGUUUGUGCCAGCACGGUCCCAUGGUGGAGAGGGUGGGUUCUCCCCCUCCUCUGCUCGUGCUGCGCCGAGAAGUGCUCUGUGUGCUUUUCUUCAGCUCUUUCUCUGUAGCGUCACCUCCAAGGCCUGGAGGUCCUUAGUGCCGGAGAGGGAAGGGUUCAGAAGUGUCUGCACAGGGGCAAGGCUGAGCCAGGCUGCGUGUCGUGUGGGUCCCCUCACUCUUGUCGUGUCUUCUAGGGACGAAGUGAACAAAGCCUAUCGGAAGCUGGCCGUGCUGCUCCACCCUGAUAAGUGUGUGGCUCCCGGCAGCGAGGACGCCUUCAAAGCCGUGGUGAAUGCCCGGACUGCACUUCUCAAAAACAUCAAAUAGGGAACAGAGCCACAUCCAAGCUGGAAACCUUCCCCUCCUCCCAGCUAGCUCCCAGGCAGCCGUACGGGCACGGGGCACCCCUCUCCUCCUCACACUUACCGCUGGCAUGGAGACAGACGCUCCCAGCAGGACUGCAUCCAACAGUAGCGCGCUUGCGACGUGCUGGAAAGGGGGCAGAGUGCUGAGGAGGGGAGAGGGACCCCAGAGCCCUCCCUGCAGCCGUGGCCCCAGGUUGUGGUUGGCGUAAGUGCUGAAAGCAGCGAGGUCCCCACCUUCGCGGCUGUGUUACACCUCCCAGGAGUUACCAGCCGUUGGAGGGGUUUUGGAUGCGUGAUUCUAACCUGUGGAUGCAGCGAGGGCAGAAGCGAGAUCUGACCCGAAAGCUGCUGCACCUGAAAGCAUCGGUGUCAUCAUCAGUCCUGGGUUAUCCUGGAGCCGCCUCUGCAAGGCUGCUCAUGCUGUGAAAGCCGCACAGGCGCUGCUGAGCACCGCGGCGGUUCAGCUCUUUGGUCAGAGCUGGCUCCUUCCAGCUGACACCCAGCGAUGCUGCUUUUGGCAGUGAGGAAAAGGGCGGGUUGCUUGAGGAAACCUCUCCGGUGCUGCAGGGAGAAACUGGCUCCAGGAGUGUCCGUCUUCCCCCGCCUGUCCCCUUCCUCCCCAAGCUGUCAUGGUGCCAAGAACAGUCCCUUUGGCAGGACCGGGGCUCCUCCAGGCACUCACCUCCUCAUCACAGCAUGGAACCUCCUGCCACCACCUCCUUCCAUCUCCCUGAGCUCAAUUUGUCAGGAAGAGCCCCUACAACUGCAGGUCCUCGAGCCACGUGCUCCUUCUCUCCCAGCCCUCUGCUCACACCACGCUGGCAAGCUCUGGGUAGGGGCCACCAGCCCCUGCGUGGUGACUGUCCUUGGGUGUGGGUGGCCCUGGCUAUUUACAGGCAGGAAGAGGGUGCUGCCCCAAGGAGGAGGCAACUCAGCCCCCAACAUGGGUGCCUGCGGUCUGUCUGCUCGCUUGGCCCCGCAGCGUUCUCAGCUUGGGCGAACGGUGGAGGGGGCACGUUCUCCCCCAACCCUCUUUUCUGACGGCAGCAACAUGUCGCCCCGCUUUGCUGGUCGUUACGGGUUGCUGAUCAGCGGGUGGGCGCGUGUUGCUCCCUCCUGGCCACAGCUGCUAUUUUCUUUGAACAGUCUUGUUGGUUUAGAGGAGAGCGUUGCGGCUCACCCCAAGUGCUUGCAGAGGCUUGAGGUCUGGCUGUUGUGAUCCUGAGGGAGGUCGGAGCCGUGAUGGCUCCUAGGGGAGACCAGACGGGCGAUUCCUCGGGCUCCCAGGACCCAGUUUCAUUUCUUUGGAGCUAUGUGAGCUCAGCAGGGAGGGUCAGGACGCUAAGCUAUGAAAUGAAAGCCGCUGAGUAUGUAUUUAUCCUUACCCCACCCCACAGGUAUCCUGUUUGAAAGUGUUUUCUCGGUCAGUGCAAUAUUAUUUAUUUAUUUCACUUCAAGGCAGCUUUUCUCUGUUUCCCCUUCAAAAUAUAUCAUAAAAUGAUAGUAGACAACCCCUCCUUUUUGGCAGCAAGCAUUAAGGGACUUUAAAGCCAGUAUCAUUUUGCUCUUGCUCUGGUUUCUGGUUCUGGGUUGCUGGGAAGAAGAAAUAAGCUGUCCUGCUGGGAGGCACUUUUUGCCGCUCCGGUGUAGAAGUAACCAAGAGGAGAUGUUGCUACAAGAGGUUAAUGUUUAAAAUAGCUCUGUUUUUCUUCUCCCAGAUGGAUAAAAAGCUGGGCCGGGGCAGAUCAGCGGGACAGGCAGCGGCGAGUUACACGGAUGGGGUUUUGUUCCACACAUUUCAUAACGCUGUGGAGUUCACUGGAAACCUCCCCACUUGACUAGUGGAGGAAACCACUUAAUUCUGGCUUCAAACUCAUUUCACUGUUUUGUGGGUUUGUUUUUUUUUUUCCCCAUUGAGGAGGGUAAAUAAUCCUGUUGCUGAAUGGCACACUUCACUUGGAGGGUGAGAUCUCAGGGCCUGGAGUAGUUUCAAGGCUUCCUGGGUUCCUGCUGCUCAGGGGCUCUCCAGGUGUGGUGUGCCACGCACGGUCCCUCCUGUUUGCUCCUCAGGUGACUCUGGUCGCUGAUUUUGAGGUUUCUCCUGUCUGUUUACCGGGUGACCGGAUGUGCGGAGACAAUUACACACGCGUGUCACGUCUAGCGAUGCCGGUGACCUUCUAAGUUGUGUUAUUUUUAUAAAUUAAACCCCCCUUUGGAACAAAGGAA